GGUACGUUUGGGUUUUGUUAUGCUUUAGUGCGAUAGGGUAGGCAUUCAAAAUUCGGCACUGUACCAAAGAACUUUGUUGCAAAAGUGUUGACACAAGUAAAGUGUUAUAAUGGAACGUAGUUCUAAACUUUGAAUGAAAGAGUGGCGGUUGCUGAUUGAGAAUAAAAUGCCUGAUUGCUUAACGUGCGCAAGCUCCAUUGAUGGCGAUAAUCAGUCAUUCGAGAUUCAGUCGAACAAUGAGAUCCAAAAUGCACUAUGCAAGCAUUUUUGGUUUGAUGAAGCCCAGUAUCGGAAGAGUACCAUUUGCUGUCCAUGUUGGAACAAGAUUGAAGAUUUUCACCGGUUCUACUGUAAAGUGGAAGAACUGCAUUCCAAACAGAUCCUUCCCCACGUACAACUGGUUGAGAUCAAACAGGAAAAUGUUCAGUACGAUUUCGCUUCUGAACAGCCGGAUGUUUUCAUGAAGGCAGAAGAAUAUGAACCAUUCGGAAUCAAUGUCAAAACUCUCGAAGAAAACUACCCAACGACAAAACAUGCUUCGCUUUCGGAUAUUGGAGAAAGCAGCAAACGUCCAAGGUUAAAUAAGGAUAUUUUAGAUGCUGUUCAGGAGUACGUUUCACAGAAUCUCCCUCUGCAUUGCGAUACGUGUUCCGUGCGAUGCAUAACUUUCGAUGAUUUGCAAAGACAUUCCUUGAUGCAGCACGCGAAGAAGGCAACAGUUAUGUGCUGCAAUACGAAGCUCACGAAUAGUUAUCGCUUCGUGGAUCAUAUACGGUUCCACCUGGACCCGAACGAGUUCAAAUGUUCCCCUUGUUCCAAGCAGUUUGGAAGCCGAGAAGCACUCAAUAGGCAUGUACGGUCUCAUACCUUGGGUCCUGCUUCUGAUCUAGAAUAUCCCAUGAGUGAUACUGGUAAAGAUGAAUCUGUCGAUGCUGUAGGUGUGGAUGAUGAGCGAAGUGAUGGUGAUCAAGGUGACGAUGAGCCAGAUGGUGAUGUGGACUACGAGUCGGAAAGUGAUGAUUCAGAAGAGUCACACAAUUCAGAAAAUGACAAGAAAGUCAAGAUUGAUGGAGAACCAGUGGCGAAAACCGAUGACCAACAUGAUUCACGCAAGACUUCAGUUGCGGACAACGAGAAGAUGAUUGCCGAAAACGUAAACCUUGAGUGCGACUCUUGUCAGAAGAAGUUCAGUUCGUUCGCUGCUUUACAGAAACAUUCGACGGCCGAGCACAACAAGCCUGCGUAUGUAUUUUGCUGUAGUUCAAAGUUCAACCAAAAACAAAGACUUGUUGACCACAUUCUUUUCCAUCUGGAUCCGAGCAGAUUCCAGUGCAAACUCUGUCACAAGAACUUCUGUCAGACUAAAUCUUUGCAACGACAUAUGAUCAAGAAACAUUCGCCGGAGGACGCCAAAACAUUCCAAUGUACCAUGUGUCCGAAGAAAUUCACACGCCAAACGUUCCUGAAUACUCACCUUCGGUAUCACAACCGACGGUGGCGUUGUGAGCUCUGCGACAAGAAGUUCAUGUGCGAAGGUACCCUGAAAGUGCAUCACAAGUCCAUUCACACCAAAGAGCUGAGCUACGUUUGUCACGUGUGCGCCCGAACAUUCCACAUCUACGCUUCGUAUCGAUCGCACCUGGAAACGCACGACGAAUCGGCAAAGAAGAAACCGCAGAAGCCGCGAGUGCAGUGUCAAAUCUGCAACACAUGGACACAGAAGAUGUCCCAUCACAUGCGACUGCACUCGGGACCGAGAACUUGUGAAAUUUGUGGUAAGGAGUGCAGGCAUGCCAUUGCCUAUCGGUAUCAUAUGAAGGGUCACCAGUUGGGCGACUUCGUGUGCUCGGUUUGCGGCAAAAGUUUCAAGAGGGACAACACACUGAAGGAACACAUGGCAUCGCACACGGGCGACGUGCUGUAUAGUUGCGAUUUUUGCGAUCGUACGUUUAACUCGAGUGCGAACAGAGCUUCGCAUCGCAAGAAGAUGCACCCGCAGCAGUGGCUCGAGGACAAGCUGAAGAAGCAAGCGGCCAGGAGAGAACAGUCGAGUGAAGUGGAUCAGCCGUAAAUACAAGGAUUUGAUCAUGGAUUUGA
This is a messenger RNA of Aedes albopictus (Asian tiger mosquito), 2097 nucleotides long. RefSeq names its product zinc finger protein 658B. Gene Ontology annotation, cellular component: nucleus. Bases 134 to 2071 code for a protein of 645 amino acids. Gene Ontology annotation, biological process: regulation of transcription by RNA polymerase II. NCBI's taxonomy places the organism in Eukaryota, Metazoa, Arthropoda, Insecta, Diptera, Culicidae. The record is from RefSeq and is a predicted model, not a curated record. Gene Ontology annotation, molecular function: RNA polymerase II transcription regulatory region sequence-specific DNA binding; zinc ion binding; DNA-binding transcription factor activity, RNA polymerase II-specific. The transcript is spliced from 4 exons.